Molecule: messenger RNA, 1740 nt
Organism: Pterocles gutturalis (yellow-throated sandgrouse)
Lineage: Eukaryota; Metazoa; Chordata; Aves; Pterocliformes; Pteroclidae
Gene: TNS3
Product: tensin 3
Molecular function (GO): protein binding
Source: RefSeq, a predicted model, not a curated record
AUGUCCACUUUGUUUGUGUGCUCCUUUGCUGGGUCCUCCUCAACUGAGGAAUCUCGAAGUUACAUGAAAGCCAUUAACCACUCUAUGGUGAUGUCUGACAGCACUGUGGGCACUAACCGUGCUUUGCUGAGGGCCAACAUGCAGGCGGAUACCUCCUUUCAGCGCUGUUUUGCAUCUUCGUGUACUGUUUCAAAUAACAGCCCUAUCCGAGGGGGAGAAAGCUCUUCUGGAACAGAACAUCCUUGGCUUGAAAGCAGCAGCGCUAAAGCUUCCCCAUCGCUCCAGCUUUCAAUGGGAAACCACAGGCCACCGGGAGGUUACCUUGUGCCUUCUGAAUUUUCAAAUGCCAUGCAAGAUGUCUCUCUCUUGUCUCAUUUCCAAACUCCAGGACUGCAAGUUGUCACUCUGAGCAGCCUGGAGAAUUCACCAGCAGAGCAAGAACCUGCUGUCAGCAGCAGUACCCGAGCUUACCUGAGCUACGGCGGGGGCAACGUGGGCAGUACCCCCCCACAAGAGGAGAAACAAGCUACUUUCAUAGCCAAUACUAGGAUCUCUCCUAAAACCAUGAGCUCAUCUGUGGCAAGUGCCGAGGACAAUGGCUUUUUGACACAAAACUUUCUUACAGUGGCCUCUGGACACAGUAACCAGAACAGUGCGGUUUUUUUUUAUGGAGGGAACCUCCAUGCUCAGCCACCUCUCCCAGAGAAAAAGAGGUCUUCUGAAGGAGACCAUUCCUUUGCCUCUGUGUCACCUUCUUCAAGUGGCUUCUCUAGCCCUCACAGUGGAAGCACAAUCAGUAUCCCCUUCCCAAAUGUCCUCCCAGAUUUCUCAAAAAUGUUAAGCACUUCCCCAGUGCCAGAAAACACAACUGAUAAACAGGUGACCGUAAAAUUUGUCCAGGACACAUCGAAGUUCUGGUAUAAGCCAGAUAUUUCAAGAGAACAAGCCAUUGCUGUUCUCAAGGACAAGGAACCUGGGUCAUUCAUUGUUCGAGACAGUCAUUCUUUCCGGGGAGCCUAUGGGCUAGCAAUGAAAGUUGCUACACCACCUCCUUCUGUGUUGCAGUUAAACAAGAAAGCUGGAGAUCUGUCAAAUGAACUCGUAAGACAUUUUCUGAUUGAAUGCACUCACAAGGGGGUGCGCUUGAAAGGAUGCCCAAAUGAACCGUAUUUUGGGAGUUUGACGGCUCUGGUGUAUCAGCAUUCCAUCACUCCACUGGCAUUGCCCUGCAAGCUCCUCAUCCCAGACAGAGAUCCCUUGGAGGAGAUAGCAGAAACUUCUCCACAAACUGCUGCAAACUCAGCAGCGGAGCUUCUCAAACAGGGUGCAGCAUGUAAUGUUUGGUACCUGAAUUCGGUGGAGAUGGAGUCCCUCACAGGCUACCAAGCAGUACAGAAAGCCUUGAGUCUGACGCUGACGCAAGAUCCUUCUCCCAUCUCCACCGUUGUCCAUUUCAAGGUGUCUGCGCAGGGAAUUACGUUGACAGAUAAUCAAAGAAGACUCUUUUUUCGGCGACAUUAUCCAGUCAACACUGUUAUUUUCUGUGCUUUGGAUCCACAGGACAGAAAAUGGAUGAAAGAUGGCCUUUCUGCAAAAGUAUUUGGCUUCGUUGCCAGGAAGCAGGGCAGUGCCACAGACAACGUAUGCCACUUAUUUGCAGAGCAUGAUCCAGAGCAACCUGCCAGCGCCAUUGUGAACUUUGUAUCAAAGGUCAUGAUUGGAUCCCAGAAGAAGAUCUGA